Molecule: messenger RNA, 5113 nt
Organism: Manis pentadactyla (Chinese pangolin)
Lineage: Eukaryota; Metazoa; Chordata; Mammalia; Pholidota; Manidae
Gene: GAS2L2
Product: growth arrest specific 2 like 2
Exons: 6
Coding region: 2230-4851 (873 amino acids)
Biological process (GO): microtubule bundle formation; regulation of microtubule polymerization or depolymerization; actin crosslink formation
Cellular component (GO): microtubule plus-end; cytoplasm; actin filament
Molecular function (GO): actin filament binding; cytoskeletal adaptor activity; microtubule binding
Source: RefSeq, a predicted model, not a curated record
UCCCCUUUCCCACUGUCCUGUAGGUGCCACUGGGAUGGGUGUCAGUUGAAUAGAAGCACAUGCAGUGGUUUGCAUGACAAGAGGAACCCUGAGCUUAGGGCAUCCAAAUGUUUUAUAAUAGGUGAUAAGCAAACCUGCUCUUUGCUCCAGGAAGAGACAUGAUUGAUCUCUAUCUUCCAAGGUUGUUCACUACAUAAACAUAAAAGUCAGUGCCUCUGCUUGCAAAACAUGAGAAAUGCAAGACCCCCAGAAAAUUCUCUCCCAACAAACCCAUUCUCCUUACAUUUACUGAGAGUUUGUAGCCACCGUAGCUCUUCAUUGCAAAACUCUAAAGUUCAUUCUGUCUAAUUUGAAAAGAAUAGUGGGAGCUCAUAGAAUGGCCCAAGACUUGACACUUGGGUGACAUGGUGAAGUCGCAAGGAGAGAGAGAGCCCAGUGAUCCUUAUCUCCUGGUAUUCAUGCUUUUAUGUAGUUCUACCACCACCACCACACAGACACACAUGGAAAACUCGGCAACUGAUGGGAUAUUGUGGAAAUGACGGAGAGUGGCUCUCAAGGAUAGAUAAAGCUAGCUAAAUAAAACACACUGUGGCUUUUGUCUUCUCUCACUCUGAGGAAGGCCAACUGCCAUGUCAUGAAGACAAUGCUUUGAAGAGAUCCACAGGGUGAGAAAAUGAGGCCUUCUGCCAGCUUCAGUUUUCUUGUUUCCUCAUUCAUAACAUGGGCACAAUAAUCAUAGUCUUGAUGCCUUAAGAAGGUCAUUGAAAGAAAAUUACCUUCUAAAAGGUAAAGAAAAGCCCUGUGUAAUCUGGGAGCGCAUUUCUUCUCUGCCACAUACCCCAUCUCUCUUUGCUAUCCUGAAAUACCAAGCAUGCCCUGCCUGGAGCUUUUGCACUGGCUGUUCCCUCUGCCCAGGUCCCCUUCCCUGGUAUGUGCAGGGCCUGCUUCCUCAUUUCUCUUAGGUCUCUGCUCAUAUAUCACCAUAUCAGGGAGGCCUUCUCUUGAUGACCUUAUAUAAAAUUCUACACACACACCAAUCUCCUUUAUCCUUUAUUUUUCUCCCUGGUAUUUAUCACCACCUGAGUUACUACAGAUUUGUUAUCUGGCAUCCAUCAUCUGCUAACAUGUAAAUAACCUCCGUGAGUUCAAGGGCCUCAUUUAUAGCUAUUUCCUCAGGCCUUUAGUAGUGCCUACCACCUAGUAGGUACUCAAGGAAUAUUUGUUGAGUGAAAACAUUGUUGUGGCCAUGGGUGAGGUGCUGUGAUUGACAGCCGGCUCUACAGGAAUCCUGUGGUUAGAGUGGGAGAUGGAGCAGGUGCUCCAGAGAAAGUGGGGACCAUGGUGCAGAGACAGGGAGGGCUGCCCUGAGAAUGAGCAGGAGCUGGAGCCCACCAGUCCUGAGCAUGUGUGAGCUGAUACUUUCCUUUAUUCCUCACAACACCCCAAAGUGUAGACAUUAUUAUUCCCAUUUUAUAGUUGAGGAAACUAAGGCACAGAGAGGCUAGGUAGCAUAUAAAGGCCCCAGAGGGACUUAGGGAAGAGUCCAGGGCUAAACUCGGGUAUUUGGACUCUGUUGCUUGUCUGUUCCCUCCCCUCCUCCCCAUCCGAAAGUAUUAACACCAAGGGGCUCCGAACCCUCUGGCCCUGCCCUUCUCCCCCACCAACCCCAGUCAGCUGAGUGAGAAAAGCCAGCCCCAGCCUCUCCGCCCCGCUCCAUCGGCUCCCAGGCAGGCUCUCCAGGGCAGUGCUUGCCUGCCAGGCGGGGUUAACAAGGAGUGUUUGUAGCAGCCGCUGUCUCCAAGGAGAGGAGGGGAAGCAGGGUGGAGAGGCUGAGAGCCAGGCUCCGCAGGCGGCAGGGGGUGGUGGGGGCAGCCAGCUGGACCAGCAGCCCUUGGGGGUAAAAGGAAUAUCCUCAUCUCCGUCUGUCCUGGGAGGUGGUGAACUCUGAGCUGACCAGGCAGCAGGAGAGUGAGGUCCCUGCAGGGCCACCAAGUAGGGAAAGUUCUGGCUGGGACUGAAGAAUGUGGGGAGGCGGAAGCUGGGCAUGGCCUGGUGGUGGCAGCUGAAGCCUGUGGCAAGUAGCAGAACAGGAAGUCCUGGGCUCUCAGAGGGUAGGAGGGGGAAUCCCAGAGUCAGGGAGACCCCGCCAGGAGCCAGCAGGUGGCAGGAGUGAAGACUGAAGCAGCAGGAGAGGAGGCACCCACCUCCUCCCCUCCUGAGGGUCAAGCCAUGUCCCAGCCUGGGGGACACAGGAGGAGGCCUAGGACCCUGAGGCCCCCGGUGCGCAGCAUCCGGCCCUUUAAGUCCAGUGAGCAGUACCUGGAAGCCAUGAAGGAGGACCUGGCAGAGUGGCUUCGGGAUCUCUAUGGGUUGGACAUUGAUGCAGCCAACUUCCUGCAGGUGCUGGACACGGGCCUGGUGCUGUGCCAGCAUGCCAAUGCCAUCACCGAGGCCGCCCUGGCAUUCCUGGCUGAGGCACCUGCCAGGGCCCAAAGGAUUCCCCUGCCCCAGGCCGGGGUUUCCUGCAACAGAGCCGCCCAGCCGGGCACCUUCCAGGCCCGAGACAAUGUCUCCAACUUCAUCCAGUGGUGUCGCAAAGAGAUGGGCAUCCAAGAGGUGCUGAUGUUCGAGACGGAGGACUUGGUGCUGCGUAAGAACGUGAAGAACGUGGUGCUGUGCUUGCUGGAGCUGGGCCGCCGGGCCUGGCGCUUCGGUGUUGCAGCGCCCACCCUGGUGCAGCUGGAGGAGGAGAUCGACGAGGAGCUGAGGCAGGAGCUCGCGCUGCCGCGGCCGGAUCCCCCGCCGCCCGCGCCGCCCACGCGCCGGCCCUGCCACUUCCACAACCUGGACCAGAUGGUUCAGAGCCUCGUGAGCCACUGCACGUGCCCCAUUCAGUUCUCCAUGAUCAAAGUGUCUGAGGGGAAGUACCGCGUGGGGGAUUCCAACACCCUCAUCUUCAUCCGGAUCCUCCGGAACCAUGUGAUGGUACGUGUUGGGGGCGGCUGGGACACGCUUGGCCAUUAUCUGGAUAAACAUGACCCCUGCCGAUGUACAUCCCUCUCACACAAGACAGGCAGUUUCCUAAAGCCCCCUGCCCCACCGGUGCAGCAUGAAGUGAGGGUGGAGGAUGGACCCUCACAGCCCCAGCCUAUGAUGACCAUCAGCCGCUCCCAGAGUCCACUGCCCCCUGUGGACUGGAAGACAUACACCUCUUCAGGCCGAAAGCUGAGGCCCCUCACCUCCUUCUCCCGUAUGCCCCGCAGUGGGGCCCCCAGAGAGACAGCACCAUUCCUGAGGUGCCAGGGGAAUUCACUCACCCCAUCUCAGAGGCAGCUGCCAGCUGGGAACAGCCCACCCCAGUGCCAAUCCUCAUCCACCCGCAUGGGACGAGACCCACGGCGCACCUCCUCAGGGAAGACGGAGGACAGAGACUCCCCUGAACUCCUCAGGGGGAGGACACCUACAUCCUGGGUUCAUGAGGAGACAGACAGCUGGGGAACUCAUGCCAAGGUCCCCCUCCCCCAGAGACUCUGGGCCCCUGAAGCCACCAUCAGAGGGACACAAGCAAGAGGACCAUCUCCCCUGCCUCGUUCUUCAGGUCCUGCCAAGCCUGUGGGCCUCAGGCCACCAUCCGGGGGUGAGGCCAAGGGUGCUUCCUCCCAGCUCAAGGAGCCAGCAUCUGCUCGCUCUCUGUCCCUUGUUAAAGAACGCACCAAGAUCCCAGUCCGGCCACCCCCUGCCCGCCCUCCCCCUCCAGGAAGAAGCUUCCCAGGUACUGCAAGUGGACGUCCCAUGACAGAAUUGGGGAGGAGCCCUGUCCCAUUAAGUGCUAUCCCUGGGAACUUGGCUGGGUCCAGACAUGGGGACUGCUCUGAGGAAGGGAGACAAGGGGACCAGAAGCCGGACAUCCAAGUGACAGCAGAGGCUGGAGAGUCCUGGGCCCUGGGCCCACAGGAGGGGGUGGGGAGGUGCACUCCCCUGCCCUUGAGUGGCAUCAAGGAGCAAGCCAUUGCCUCAAACCAUAGCCUUGAGGAGGAGCUUCUGGCCAACAUGAAGCUACUGGAGGUGGGUGGUACCCGACCCCAGGGCACAGGGUCUGGAGUCAUUCUUCGCAGUGGAGUCUACGUUCCUAGCCUAGGUGGGCGGUGGCCCGAGCCUGGGGGUCCUUAUGACAAAGUCAUCCAAGAACUGGCUCAGGGCCCCCCACCCCUCCUUAAAGUAGACCCAGGAGCCUGGAAGGCAGCCUCUGCAGGCUCACCUAAGCUGUCUGUUACUGCAGGCCCAGAAAGCCCCAAAGAGAAACUGGGAGCCAGAGAGGGUGGGCCAAGAACAGGGGCGAGCCUGAGCACCACGGGCACCAGGAUGAGGAAAGUCCCAACUGAAGGAGGGCAGGACUGCUCAACACCUGUGUCUGCUCGUCCAGAGGCCCCCACUCCUUCAUCCUCAGACCCCAAUUCUGACAAGGCCAAAGCAUGUCCCAGUAAGAGCAAGAGAACACUCCGAAAGCCCCAGAGAGUCCCAUCCAUCUACAAGCUGAAGCUGAGGCCCAGGAUCCAGCCCCGGAGAGACCACAGGCCUGAGAAGCAGCCUUCACGAAUUCCCAGGCCUUUGGCCUACCGCGGCUUGGGUCCAGCCAGGGCACCUCCCAGGGGUAGGCUGGUGAGAGCAGGACUAGGCAGCAAGGGAGGGGAAGCAGCCCUGGUGGACAGAGCCUCAGCAGGGGAGGAGGAGGGAAAGGAGAGGCAAGAGCCAGCCGUCCCGUUGGGUAGUAGCCCUCAGCCUUUAGAAAGCCCAGGGCCUCAGCAGCUUGAGCAAGGCCCAAUCUCGCCUGAAGAGGAGUCCUGGGUCUGAGAAGGGGCCUUCUCAUCUCUGAGCCUGUGGGUUUGGAGAGGAAGAUAGAGAAAAAGGUGCCUGUGUAUCUAUUUAUUGGACUCCCAGCUGCAGGAACAGAAGGGAAGGUCCCUCACCUCAGUACAGGGUUUGGCUAGUAGGGUCAGAAGAUUAAUAUAGAUUGAAUCUGCUUGUUUGAGCAAAGGGGCAACUGAUCACUCUCACUCCAACUCCAUGGAUUGUGGGGCCAUCCCCUCUUAUUGGCCUCCCCCAGAACUGCUCC